AUGUCGAUUUCAGAUUUGUUAAUCGAUGCUGCAGUGAAUCAUGUGAUCUUGUCUUUUAUGGAUGGACAUGCCGGGUACAACCAAAUUUUCAUUGCUGAAGCCGAUGUGCAUAAGACCGCUUUUCGCUGCCCGGAGGCACUCGGUACAUACGAAUGGGUUGUCAUGCCAUUCAGCCUCAAGAACGCCGGUGCCACGGGCACCGACGUCGAAAUCAGCAUGGUUGAAACGCGCGAUAACUACUGGACGAUGUACUUUGACGGCUCAAGUACUUCAUCCUCGGAUGGCGUUGGAAAUGUCAUUCAAUCCCCAAACCACGAUUGUUGGUAUUUUUCGCUCAAGCUGGAUUUUGAAUGCACAAAUAAUCACGCCGAAUACGAAGCCCUUAUCAUCGGCCUUGGAAUCCUUCAUGACUUGCGGGCAACCCGUGCCCUCAUCCUCGACGACUCCAAACUUGUGAUUAACCAACUUAAUGGUUCUUUUUGA
Malus domestica (apple) is the source of this 483-nucleotide messenger RNA. NCBI's taxonomy places the organism in Eukaryota, Viridiplantae, Streptophyta, Magnoliopsida, Rosales, Rosaceae. The record is from RefSeq and is a predicted model, not a curated record.